Molecule: messenger RNA, 1547 nt
Organism: Melanaphis sacchari
Lineage: Eukaryota; Metazoa; Arthropoda; Insecta; Hemiptera; Aphididae
Product: G-protein coupled receptor 143-like
Exons: 7
Coding region: 440-1492 (350 amino acids)
Biological process (GO): melanosome organization; regulation of calcium-mediated signaling; G protein-coupled receptor signaling pathway
Cellular component (GO): melanosome membrane; plasma membrane
Molecular function (GO): L-DOPA binding; L-DOPA receptor activity; L-tyrosine binding
Source: RefSeq, a predicted model, not a curated record
CGUGUGUUUCGAUUUUGAAGUUUCAACAUGAUAAAAGAUAAUAGAUAUGCAACAUUGUAAAAAAAUCUGUAUACCAACAGAACUGAUACCAUCAUUAACCAUAACAUCAGUAUUCAUAACUCUUAACCUUAAGGUUCUGUGUGACUGUGUGACCGAGUACUCGAAGAGUGAGGACUUUCAUAAUGUUAGCGUUAAAGCGUAUUAUGUGCAAUACGUAAUACGUUUAACACGAUUUAAAUCGUAAUGUUAAACGAAGUUAAGAUUAUAAUCCAUACUAUGUCAAUGAUAAAAGAUAAUAGUUGUCAAUGAUAAAAAAUAUUUAAGUCACGAACUAAUUACUUGAUCAUCACAGUUUUAUUUUAAUGUAACCUUAAAUAAUGUUACGAUCAUAGUGUUAUAAUAAUGUUAAUUUUAGAAUACAUUUCGAAAUCGGUGGCUGAUGAAUAUGGCAGACCCAUCAAUUCAAACAUUUUGUUGCCGUAGAGCACUUGAUUAUAAUCCGUCUUAUAAACUCAUGAACGAAUUCAAUACAGACCGUUUUAAUAUGGUGUGUUUACUGUCUUCAAUAAUAGGAAUAACUGGUGCAGCAUACCAGAUAUUGCCAAAAGUUGAGCUAAAAGUUCCAAAUAGAUUUUAUUGCAAUAUCAUGCAGCGGGGAAAAUAUAUUAUAAUGUGGUUAGCAAUAGCAGAUGUCUGUGCAUCAUCAGGUAUACUUUUAAGAUCUUGUCUAAAAUUAAUGCAUCAUUUUCAAUGGUACGAUGUACAACCAUAUACAGUUUCUUGUAUAUUUUUAGCUGUUUGGAUACAGUACUUUUACAUUGUAACUUGGUUUUGGACUUUGUUGUACGCUGUAGACAUGUGGAGAGCAUAUCAAGAUAAACACUCAUGUAGAAAAUUGUAUCAUUUUGUUGCUUGGUUAAUUCCUGCUAUAUUUACAUUUAUUGGACUGUCUACCCUUUAUAGACCAAAUGCAAACUGUCAUAAUUUGAGCCCUAAAGAAAAUGUUGUGAUGAAGUUCCUUCCAAAUUAUUUUUUGACAUUUUUGCCAGUUAUUAUUGUUAUGAUAAUCAAUCCAGUGCUAUAUUCUUUAUCCACUGGAUACAUAUACCACAUAAUAACUUCAUAUAUGGCACAAUACUCAACAAAUGAACGAAAAAUGAUGGACUUAUUUAAACAGAGAUUUGCAUUAAUUAAUCUAGCAUUUUAUUUGUGUUGGGCACCCAAUUUAAUCAAUGCGGUAAUAGUUUGGACGUCUUGGGAUGACCUUCCAAAUGGAGUAAUGCUAACACUGUGGUAUCUAAUGGCUAUAUUGAAUCCUAUGCAAGCAUUUUUCAACAGUUUUCUCUAUAAUUUACUUGAACAUACUGAACAAAUCUGUUGUAAAUGUUUUGGCCCCCAAAGUAGAUUUCAAGAAAUAGUAGAAUGUAGACCUUUACUAAUAGCUAAUGUAAAAGGUUCAGCAAAUUCAAAUGGUUAUGAAAUAAUUGAUUGAUUGAAUAUAACAAUUAAUAACUAAACCCAAACAAAUAUUUGUUAAAAAAAUGUUC